This is a messenger RNA of Colletotrichum karsti, 1086 nucleotides long. RefSeq lists its product as uncharacterized. The coding region runs from base 1 to 1086 and encodes 361 amino acids. The record is from RefSeq and is a predicted model, not a curated record. NCBI's taxonomy places the organism in Eukaryota, Fungi, Ascomycota, Sordariomycetes, Glomerellales, Glomerellaceae. The transcript has a single exon.
AUGAGUCUGAGCUUAGAGCAAACGCCCAUCACAGGCGCCAGUGCGGUGUCUCCCCAGAAUCCCAUCUCUGCAGCCGCCACGAACGUGAUAGCUGGCGAUGCGACACCACGCGCUUCGAGCCACAAUGACACUGAGACGGACAACACCACCAAGAAGGACGUGAAGAGCAAGGUGAAAGGACUUUUUGGAAUCGGCAAGAAGAAGGAGGACUCGAAUGCUUCCAGCAAAUCGUCAUCGUCCGCCAAGCCUCAAGCUUCAACUGUCACCAGCAAUCCCUCCUUGUCAAGGGACCCCUCCAGAGCGUCCGCGAGGUCUACCACAGCGCACCCGUCGUCGCCAGGCCGUGGCGUUUCGGCCUCACCCCGUGUGCCCUCACCAGCCGGCUCCCAGAUUUUUGAGCGAGACGUCGACAACAUGUCAAUCAAGCCGCAAUCGCCCGCCAUCCCCUCGCACAUCCAGACGGAGAACCACAUCCCACCGGUCCUGGACGCAUCCUCGGAGGCCAUCACGGACGACCACCUUGACCCGGACAGCGUCGAGAUCGUCACCCACGCCCAGCACCAGCCCGCCGCCGCUGCCGUCACUGGCGCCAACGGCACCCCGCACCCGCCCGAUUCGAUGGCUGCCUCAUGGACUGAGGAGCUGCGCGCAUUCGCCGAUCGCGACGACGCGUCGAAUUACAACUCGCUCGACAAUGCCGACGUACGCAGGCUGAGCUUCAUUUCCUUCGCCGAUGUCGUGCAGGCCGAGCAGGGCGGCCACGCCGGAGCCGCCGGGUCUCGGGAGUCGGUUCAUGUCGCCGGCAUGACAUCCCUCUCGUCAGUCAACGCCCGAUCGCCGUCCCCCAUCCGGUCGCCGGUCUCAUCGCAGCCGGCCACCUCCCCGCCGACGAGCAACCCCGGCUCUAUCAAGGGACUGGAAAUGUCCCCGGUCCGGAAGCCCAUCGGCAGCCCAAUUUCGUCCCAUCACACGACCAGCGACGUCAACAUUGAGACCAUGUCGCAGGCGCUGAGGCGGACAGGAAGCUCGGAUCUGAGUGGGGUCCGGAGCUUGCCUACGAGUCCGAUUGAGGGACCGUCAAGAUGA